Messenger RNA from Aspergillus pseudonomiae, 1411 nucleotides. Its product is annotated as glycoside hydrolase family 18 protein. The transcript is spliced from 6 exons. NCBI's taxonomy places the organism in Eukaryota, Fungi, Ascomycota, Eurotiomycetes, Eurotiales, Aspergillaceae. The record is from RefSeq and is a predicted model, not a curated record. Gene Ontology annotation, cellular component: extracellular region. Gene Ontology annotation, biological process: carbohydrate metabolic process; chitin catabolic process. Bases 41 to 1324 code for a protein of 427 amino acids. Gene Ontology annotation, molecular function: chitin binding; chitinase activity.
CGACAGGCCAGGUUACCGUUUGCAGAACAGCCCAUUCAUCAUGAGGCUUUUCCUUUGGUUACUGCUAGUGAAGUCCUGGUUUGCUAUUGCUACGGUCGUUUCACAUUCUGGCAGCGCGAAUAAUUCAGCACUUGGGACUCGUGCUGCGGGAGAAUAUCUCUCGGUGGCCUAUUUUGUCAACUGGGCAAUCUACGGCCGUAGCUUCAAUCCUAGUGACCUCCCUGUCGACAAGCUGACGCAUGUGCUGUAUGCCUUUGCGAAUGUGCGCCCCGAUACCGGGGAGGUAUAUAUGACGGACUCUUGGGCCGAUGUUGAAAAACAUUAUCCUGGAGACUCCUGGAAUGAUGAAGGAAACAAUGUUUAUGGCUGUAUCAAACAGCUCUUCCUUCUCAAGCAAAAGAACCGAAAUCUUAAGGUACUUCUGUCCGUCGGUGGCUGGACUUACUCCACCAACUUUGCUGCUGCGCUAGGAACUGCCUCUGGCCAGGCAAAAUUUGCCUCAUCUGCUACGGAUCUAGUCAAAAACCUUAGAUUCGACGGUAUUGACAUUGACUGGGAGUACCCUGCCGAUGAUGCCCAGGCCAAUAACAUGGUCUCUACGCUCGAACAGCUGCGUACGUCACUAGAUGCCUACAGUGCUGCAAAUGCCAACGACUACCACUUCUUGAUCACGGUUGCUUGCUCGGCCGGUUCGACAAAUUACGAGAAACUUCACAUAGGCCAGAUGGACACUUACAUCGAUUUCUGGAAUCUGAUGGCCUAUGACUACUCCGGUAGUUGGGGCACAAUUGCCGGGCGCCAUGCCAAUGUCUAUGCUUCGACAGCCAGCCCAUCCACCACUCCAUUCAAUACUGACCAAGCAGUAGCCUACUAUACAUCUAACGGAGUGGCUGCUGACAAAAUCGUCCUGGGUAUGCCUCUUUACGGCCGCUCUUUCAUGGGAACAGCAGGGCCGGGCACGCCUUUCACUGGAGUAGGUAGUGGUAGCUGGGAAAACGGCGUGUGGGACUACAAGGCACUGCCCCUGACUGGUGCCACCGUCAACUACUUAUCACAGCCGCUUGCGAGCUACAGCUACGAUGAGGCACGGCAAAUGAUGGUCAAUUAUGAUACUCCUCAAGUUGCACAUGAUAAAGCCCAAUAUGUGAUUUCCAAGGGCCUUGGCGGGGGGAUGUGGUGGGAGAGCAGUGGCGACAAGGACGGCACUGAUAGCUUAAUUACGACGGUUGUUGACAUUUUUGGGACCCUGAGGCAAACUCGGAAUGAACUGAAUUAUGCUGCCUCCUCAUACGACAAUCUGAAAGCGGGUUUCCCAUCUAGGUAGCGUGGCAGUUCAAUGACUUGCAGUGCGUUUGUUUGUUCAUUUGUAUUUCAUGAGCUAGUUCUUCCCCCGACCGAGCGAUUAUAGCAC